AUGAAGCUCUUUGCCAUCGCCAUCGCCCUCCUCGGCGGCCUCGAGAUGACUUUCGCUGCAAUUAUGAUGCAGCCCGCUGAGCUUCACCAGAAGCGCGUCUGCACCUUCGAAAAAUGUUGCAACAAAGGUGGUAGAGUGGCGUCGACGCCUGGUGCGUGCAUUACAGACUGCGAUCCUGGCUUUAUGCGUUGCGAUUGA
Messenger RNA from Ramularia collo-cygni, 198 nucleotides. RefSeq lists its product as uncharacterized. The transcript is spliced from 2 exons. The record is from RefSeq and is a predicted model, not a curated record. Lineage: Eukaryota; Fungi; Ascomycota; Dothideomycetes; Mycosphaerellales; Mycosphaerellaceae. Bases 1 to 198 code for a protein of 65 amino acids.